Molecule: messenger RNA, 1626 nt
Organism: Drosophila teissieri
Lineage: Eukaryota; Metazoa; Arthropoda; Insecta; Diptera; Drosophilidae
Gene: unpg
Product: homeobox protein unplugged
Exons: 3
Coding region: 100-1530 (476 amino acids)
Biological process (GO): regulation of transcription by RNA polymerase II; regulation of nervous system development
Cellular component (GO): nucleus
Molecular function (GO): DNA-binding transcription factor activity, RNA polymerase II-specific; RNA polymerase II transcription regulatory region sequence-specific DNA binding
Source: RefSeq, a predicted model, not a curated record
UUCACUGCGUCGUGUCUGCUCCGGAACAAAAGCGCGUUAAGAAGUUAGGAAAAGAAGUUACAUUUAGUCGCCCUAAAAGUGUGCUUUUGAGUGGGCAAUAUGGAUCGACCUGCCCUGCUGCAAAAUGGAGAGAUCGCCACCAUGGAGUCUCCCACUACCAGGCUGGCCAGCAAACCCUUUCCCAAGCCCUUCUCGAUCGAAAGUCUCAUCGCCAACCAAACGCCUGCCACUGCCACACCACCAUCGCCGCCAGAGGAGCGGGAUCAGGAGCCGGAGGCGGAGCAGGAGCAGGAGCUGAGUGCGCGGGCCAUGGUGGCCAGUUCUGCUCUGGGACUCACCCAGUUUCCGCUGUAUAAUCCCUGGCUGCAUGGCUACUUCGCCCAGAACCACGAAAGAUUAACGCAUUUAAUUGCCGGCGGCUGCUACCUGCCCUCCAGUACAGCUAGUCAUCCUGUUUCACAGCAGCCACAGCCUCCUCAACCACCACCUCCACCACCACAUGCCUUGGAGAAACAGCUUCCAGCCACCGUGCCGCAUCCGCUGGAUACGCGUUUUCUGCCCUUCAAUCCCGCCGCCGCCGGAGUUGCGCCCACGGAUCUCAGCUACCGGCGAUUGGCCGAGCUCAUGAACCAGGACUACGUGCACAGUCUGAGUGUCCAUGCUCGACUGCAGCACAUGGCCGCCGCCGGCAGAAUGCACGAGGAUCAAGCGAACCCCGGCAUGGCGCAGCUCCAGGAGCCGACGCUUCCGCAGGCCCACUCCUCGCCAGCCAAGUCCGGCAGCCACAGUCCCAUGGAACCGGCUCUGGAUGUGGGCAUGGACGAGGACUUUGAGUGCAGCGGCGACUCCUGCAGUGACAUCAGCUUGACCAUGUCCCCCAGGAACUACAAUGGAGAGAUGGACAAGAGCCGCAAUGGAGCAUAUUAUAAUUCGGAUAGUGAGGAUUGCAGCGAUGAUGAAGGCGCUCAGUCCCGACAUGAAGGUGGCGGAAUGGGCGGCAAGGACUCACAGGGAAAUGGCUCCAGCUCGAACUCCAAAUCCCGUCGCCGGCGCACAGCCUUUACUUCGGAGCAGUUGCUGGAACUCGAGCGGGAGUUCCACGCCAAGAAGUAUCUUAGUCUAACGGAGCGCAGUCAAAUAGCCACUAGUCUAAAAUUAAGCGAAGUUCAGGUAAAAAUAUGGUUCCAAAAUCGACGCGCCAAAUGGAAAAGGGUUAAGGCAGGACUCACCUCGCACGGAUUGGGUCGCAAUGGCAGCACCAGCGGCACCAAGAUUGUGGUGCCCAUUCCCGUGCACGUGAACCGGUUCGCCGUGCGGUCCCAGCACCAGCAGCUGGAGAAGAUGUGCCUCAGCGGACCGAAACCGGAUCUGCGCAAAAAGCUCUCGGCGGAGGCGAUCGGAGGCUUCGAGAAAUUCAGCGGUUCCACCAACGUCUGCCCGCCAUCUGGCGGAUCCGUGGGAUUGGGAGUGGGCGUGGGAGUCGGUUUGGGGGUAUCCACGCCCCUCACCCUCGCCAGGAGCAUCUAUUGAUGGAGUUGGGCUCCUGAAGCUUGCAAGUGUAAAUACCUGUGGAGGCAGUUCGUCUGCAAAGCGAGUUUUCUUUAUGUAAAUAAACAACCGAAAAAU